Messenger RNA from Pocillopora verrucosa, 4041 nucleotides. Lineage: Eukaryota; Metazoa; Cnidaria; Anthozoa; Scleractinia; Pocilloporidae. The record is from RefSeq and is a predicted model, not a curated record.
AUGGCGCAACAAGAAAACAAAACGUUGGAGUUGAUGAUGGCAAAAAGAAAGAAUGAUGAUGUGGAGGAAGAGGAUAGUAUCUCGGAUGACCAAUUAAAUCAACAUUAUGAUGAACUUGAAAAACAACAGUAUGGUGGAGAAAUAUCUGACGAUCAACUCAAUGAAUUGUAUGAUCAAUUGGACCAACAACAAUUGGAUGCACUCAAUAUAGACUUGGGUGUGGAACAAUCAGGUGGUGCUCUCUUUAACUUUGAAUUUCAAAAUGCUGGAUUCCCAAAAAAUUGGAAAAAGACAGCGGAUAAACAAAGAUACGAGGCCACCCUCAAGCAGACACGAACUCCAUCCCAAGACGAUAAUAUCGGAAAAGAAAUUACAAAUGCGUUAGCGAGAUCGAUACGGAAACAAAUUCAGCAAAAGAAAUGUUCAUCUCAUGACGUGUUCCAUUUCACAUUACAAUCGAAUCAAUUCGCCCACGCCCAACAAUCAGCCACAUUCAAAGUAGAAGAAAUCAUGAAGAAUUCAGAACGCUUUGAAAAUUACAUGACUACUAUGGCUAAUAAAUUGAAUUCAGGAGAAUCGUUUAAAUCCUCUUCUAAGUUUACCGCCGACCUUACCUUUAUUCGAAUGCCUAAAGGUGGUAAAAGUGGUAGACAAAAAGCUCUAUUGGGAAAGCGAUCCAUGGCAGAAGUUUUGAAAAAGAAACAUUCCGUGAUUCAAAUUACAAAUUCAGACGAAUUGUGUUGUGCAAGAGCCAUUUGUGUCGCAAAAGCAUGGAUCCAUAAAGAUGAGGGGAAUCGACAGAAAAUCGUUUACGAGAAUGCAAAAAAAUGUGACACUGUUCGAUCACGAAUGGCCCAUCAACUCCAUGAAGAUGCGGGCGUACCUUUGGGGGCAUGCGGGCACCAAGAAUUGAAAAAAUUUCAAGACUUCCUAGCACCAGACUAUCAAUUGAAAGUCAUGGCAACUUCUUACCCCUACAUGAUGGUAUUUGUAGGCCCAGAAGCACCGCAUAUUAUCCGCCUCUUGCUCCAGAAACACGAUGACUCUGAGACUGGUCACUAUGACACUUGCACAUCUUACGCUGGUUUUCUAGAACGAUCCUAUUUUUGCGAUCAGUGCAACAAGGGAUUUGAUCAUAAUGACUUCAGACAUCAUCCAUGUGAGGGUCGAAGAUGUCAUGCAUGCAAACAAGUAGAAUGUGGCGCAAAACCUGAUUAUGCCUUGCGUGAAGUACCCUGUUCUUCUUGUUGCCGAAAGUUUUACAGUCAGACGUGUUAUGACAUGCAUAAAGAGAAAAAGAUCUGCGACAGCCUUGUUCAAUGCCCUAUGUGUCGUAAGGAGUUUCAAACCUCAGCGUCAAAAGAACCUCACCAAUGCUACUUUGACAAAUGCUCCGUAUGCCAUGAAUAUGUAAAACUUACAGAACACAAAUGCUUUAUUCAACCUGUGGCAACCAAAGAAGAUCAAAGAAAGAAAAAAACCAAAGCAACCCUGAAACGCCAUAGAAAAAAAAAUCCCUUGGCCUCGGUGUAUGAAGAACCUCCCAUCUUCGUCUAUGCUGAUUUUGAAUCUAUGAUAGCGGAAGAUAACACACACAUCCCCGUAUUGGUCUGCGCCCUCACCUCUGAAGAUGAUACCUUCGAAACCUACUACGGGGAGAAUUGCACGGCCGACUUUCUGAACUUUCUCACCCAGCUCACCGAGGACGAAUAUGGCGACCCACGCGAGGUGAUAUGCAUUUUCCAUAAUUUAAAGGGGUACGAUUCUAUGUUUCUACAGCAUCAGUUGGUAAAGGAAGAAAGAAAGAUCGAGGACAUCAUCGCCAUAGGCACUAAAUGGUUAUCCUUCAAAGUGGGUCAAAUCACAUUCAAAGAUUCGUUCAGCUUCCUCCCGAUGUCACUCUCAGCCUUUACCAGUACCUUUGGUCUCACGGAACUCAAGAAAGGUUUCUUUCCUCACCUGUUCCACACACCUGACCAUCAAGAUUAUGUGGGAGCCCUGCCAGCAGCCUCCUAUUACGACCCAGAAAGUAUGUCCAAUUCGAAAAAAAAAGAAUUUCAAGUCUGGUACGAAGAACAAGUGAAAAAGCAAGACCCAUUUGAUCUCAAGCAAGAACUCAUAGCCUACUGCCAAUCAGAUGUCGCCCUUCUUAAAGCCGGCUGUCUUAAAUUUGUGAAUGAAUUCCAGUCCACGUCUGGGUUUGAUCCGAUGGAAAAAUGUGCCACGAUUGCGUCAGCAUGUAACAGAUAUUGGCGUAAAAAACAUCUUUCCAAGGACACUGUGGCCGUUGAACCUGUAAGAGGAUGGCGUGGGGCACAAGUCAAUCAAUCAGAAGUUGCGUUAGAAUGGUUGAUGUGGCAGGAACAUCAGCUUGAAUCAGACAGCCCACGUAUCCAACAUGUUCGUAAUGGUGGGGAGAAGUUGAUACCCGCAGGGCCCGAGGCAUACCAUGUCGAUGGUUUUGAUAGCCACACAAACACUGUGUAUGAAUUUCAUGGCUGUUUGUUUCACGGGUGCAGACGUUGUCAUAAAGACCGCAAGAAAAUGGCGUUUUCAUCAGGCAGCUACACGAUGGAAGCCUUGUGUCAGCAGACGGAAGACAAAUGUCAGACACUCCGACAGAUGGGGUAUAAAGUGGUUCAAAUCUGGGAAUGUCAAUGGAAGGAGCAGAAAAAGGCCUCAAAGGAAAUUCAAGAUUUUCUCAAGGAAAUCAAUCUUGUACCACAGCUCAAUCCGAGAGAUGCGUUCUUUGGAGGUCGAACUGGGGCGGCGUCGCUUUAUUACAAGGCCAACACAGAUGAAGGCGAGCAAAUCAGAUACGUCGACGUCACCUCAGAAUAUCCCUAUGUAAACAAAUACGGCACCUACCCCAUAGGUCACCCCGAAAUCUUUUUGGAACCAGACGACCAAGAUCCAGCCUCCUACUACGGUAUAUUGACAGUGGACAUUUUACCGCCUUAUAAUUUAUACAAUCCCGUAUUGCCUCUUCGACAUGGAAAAAAACUGACGUUUCCAUUAUGUCGAAAAUGUGUGGAAGAUGAAAGUGCCAAACCGAUGUUGGGAAGAAAUUAUUAUUGUAGUCAUGGUGUGGAGGAUCGCAUGCUCACCGGUACUUGGUGUACACCCGAAAUCAUGAAAGCUGUCGAAAAAGGGUAUCAGGUUCUUCGCAUACACGAAGCAUGGCAUUUCCCACCAGACCAAAGAAAGCAAGGUCUGUUUGCCCCGUACGUAGACACCUGGUUGAAGAUAAAACAAGAAAGUAGUGGUUACCCCAGCUGGGCACAAACGGACGCUCAAAAAGAAGAUUAUGUUAAAAAUUACAAGGCAAGAGAAGGGAUAGACUUAGACCCCCAGCACAUCAAGAAAAAUCCAGGAAGAAAGGCCACUGCCAAACUGAUGCUGAACUCCUUUUGGGGAAAGUUUGGCGAACAAAUGAACAAGAUGAAAACGAAGCAAAUCACAGAACCACACGAGCUGAUUGAUCAUUUAAAUGACACAACGAUUGAAAUAUCAGACGUACGCAUUUUGAGUGCUGAUGUGAUUGAAUUGGCGUAUAAGAAGAUAGAAGAGGAUGCAGUAAAGGGGUCCAAGACCAACAUAUUCAUAGCAGCAUUUACCACCUGUCAGGCCCGUCUUAAGCUUUAUGAAUCUUUGGAGGCGUUGGGCGAUCGAGUCUUGUAUUAUGAUACAGACUCGGUCAUUUACACGUGGAAGCCAGGUCAAACAGAAAUUCCCUUAGGUGAUUACCUUGGCGAUAUGACCAAUGAAUUGGAUGAAGGGGAUUACAUCGUGGAAUUUGUGUCAGGGGGUGCCAAGAACUAUGGGUAUGCGACGAAACAUGGGAAAAUCGUGUGUAAAGUUCGUGGCUUUUCCCUUAACGUGCGUGGUGCCAAACAGCUUAAUUAUCAGGUCAUGCGGCAAAAUAUUUUGGAUGAAAUUUUAGACCCGCAGGACGAAAGAAGACAUUGUGACCCGAGACAUUUUAGGCGUGACAUUGUGAAGUCAAAAAAUAUGGUUUGGUAUUUGACCGAGACAUUUUAA